UGUCAGAGUUUACCGGAUGGAAGAGGUGGGGGCUGUAGAAAAGGAAUUUUCAUUUUUCUCAUUUCUCACACCAGCACCGGUCCGGCACAUACGUGCGAGUCUAUGUCACAACCGGACGGGUCUCCAAGUCCAUGGAUAAAAAGGAACAGAACGCACUGGAAUGUUUGUUUUGGGAGACAGUAACGGAACCUUCGGUAUUGGCAACAUAAAGUCGUCAUUCAUGAUAGAGGACAGAGCCGACGGUGGAGAUCCCGGGGGCUCCACCAACAUCAUGAUCUUGGAGGCUUUUGCGCCACGGCUGCUGAAGUUUGCGCAGGGCGCCGCAGAGGCAGCAGCAGCAGCAACGACGUCUCCAUCCACCUCCAGUCAGCCGCAGGUCAUGGAGAUGGAGACGAACGGGACCCGGUGCGGCGAGCAUAUUCUGAGCUACGGCUGGUUUGAGAAAGUCCUGAUCGGCGGAGUCCUCACCAUGCUCACACUGUCCACCAUCUGCGGGAACUUGCUGGUGGUCAUCUCCGUGUGCUUUGUCAAAAAGCUGCGCCAGCCGUCCAACUAUCUGAUCGUUUCGCUUGCCGUGGCGGACCUGUCAGUGGCUCUGGCCGUGAUGCCUUUCGUCAGUAUCACGGACUUGAUUGGUGGCCAGUGGAUUUUCGGACAGUUCUUUUGCAACGUUUUUAUCGCCAUGGAUGUGAUGUGCUGCACCGCGUCCAUCAUGAGUCUGUGCGUAAUCAGCAUUGACAGGUAUCUGGGUAUCACAAAACCGCUGACGUAUCCUGUCCGGCAAAACGGCUGCUGCAUGGCCAAGAUGGUUCUGUCAGUGUGGCUCCUCUCAGCCUCCAUCACCCUCCCCCCUCUGUUCGGCUGGGCACAGAACGUCAAUGACGGCAGAGUCUGCCUCAUCAGUCAGGACUUUGGCUACACCGUCUACUCUACCGCUGUGGCGUUCUACAUCCCCAUGUCAGUGAUGUUGAUCAUGUACCACAGGAUCUACAGGGCGGCCAAACUCAGCGCUGCCAAGCACACCAUCACCGGCUUCCCCAGGGAAGGGGAGUACGGCGAAGGGGUGGAUACUCGAAGGGAAAGAGGAGAGCAUGAGGCUCACCGGCCAGCAGUAUCAGGAGAAACAGGAAGUGUUGAAGGGACAGAGGCUGAACAGGAAGCUGAGGAAGAGGAGGAGAGCUUGGACUGCGUGGCAGCGGCGUUGAAGCUCCAGCGCGAGGUGGAGGAGGAGUGCAGCACGCGUGUCUCUCGCCUCCUCAAGACCGGUGAACACCACCAGCGCCGGAAGAGGAAAAACCAGUCCAUCUUCAAACGGGAGCAGAAGGCUGCGGCCACUCUGGGCAUCGUGGUCGGCGCCUUCACCUUCUGCUGGCUUCCGUUCUUCUUGGUGUCCACGGCCAGGCCAUUUGUCUGCGGAGUGGAGUGCAGCUGCGUGCCGCUCUGGCUGGAAAGAACUCUGUUGUGGCUCGGAUACGCCAACUCCCUCAUUAAUCCCUUCAUUUACGCAUUUUUCAAUCGCGAUCUGAGGACCACCUACAGUAACCUCUUGCGGUGCCGCUACAGGAACAUCAAUCGAAAACUGUCAGCGGCUGGCAUGCACGAGGCUCUGAAACUGGUGGAGAAGCUGUAGGUCUGCCGAUCAGCGAUGCUGCAGAGACCAACAGAGACGAUUGCCAGGGAAAACGCCCAGUGGGGCUUAGAGUGUGGCACAAGGCCACCACCCUGCCAGAAUGGUCAUUUCCCAGAAUUUGUACGAUGAUUGCUGAAGCGAGAUGAGGCAGGUUGCUGUGAUUAAAUGGAUACACACAAAGGAACACUGAAGAAGCCAAGAAAUCCUUUUUCUCUGGGGGUUGUGAAAAAAAAAAACGAGGGAAGGUUUAAGUCAGUGGCGAUGAAUUCAUAUUGUCUGAACAGUGGCUGCUGCAGUGUAUUCACAACAACUGUCCAACAAUUAUCAUGAUGGUUGCUACCUUGGUGCAUUCAAAACUGGUUGCUACCCUACUGAACAGUCUUUUGCACAGGAUUUAUUGUCACACACAUUGGUGAAACUACACAUUGACUUUGGACUCAUCGACCACCAUGAGUGGAAACUUUCUAACUCAGUAGCCAGUGUGAUGUAUUUUGAGAUUGAGCCAAUGAUAUCCUGCCCUUACAAACAAAAAUGGAGGAGUUCUUGGAACUCAAAUGGACCAUGGAGCCUAGAACACCAAAUGCAUUCACCUUGGUCCCCGGUCAUCACAGCGGCACUGUUUUUCACUGCUUUUAAACGUUAAGUUUGCUUCAGUGGACGAGCAUGAUAGCAAGUGGACAAGCUAUUGUAGGAUUUAAACUCAACUGACAAACUGACGUGUAAAAUUGUACAAAAGUCGAUAGCCACACUGUUUCAGAGGUCAAAAUUGCUCCCUCUGAUGAUCUGUACCUGAUUUGAGUUCAUAUCUUUUGAAGAUUCUUUUUUUGUUGUUAAUAUAACUGUAUUGAAUGUGCCAAAACUUGCUAUUUUUUCCACUACUCGUCAUGUCCACUACGUUGUUAAAAAAAUAUUUACUGAUCAAUCAAGAUCAUAUGUUUUGUAAUCAGGCGGCUUACUUAAGAAGAACACAUACUGUAUUUAGGAAAUGAUGGAUGAAUGCAGACAAGCCAGAGACGUAAAGAUGUACGGAGAGACAUGAUCACUUUGGACUUUUUCUUUUAACAUGCCUGUGCCUUUUAUUCCGGUUUAGUUAAAGGUUUGGUUGCAGUACAUACAAGUUUCUUUUCAAACUAUGCACCUUGUGUUGUGGAUUUGACACAAUGGGUGACAGUCCUCUGGGCACUCCCAGGUGAUCAUGGCUCAGUUUUAGCCUUGAUGUUUACUACGUCAAACUAAAAAAGGUACUAUCAAGACAAAAGAUAAAUGAGGUUAAAACUCUGAGCUUUCCAAAUGGCCUACUGUUCUCACUAUCCCAAUCCAUAUCCAUUUUGUACAACGUCAGUAUCAAUUUAGCAAUUGAUUACUUUUGGUCUUAUGAUGUCGGAAAAUAUUAAAUACAUGUCCAUCACAA
Perca fluviatilis (European perch) is the source of this 3041-nucleotide messenger RNA. RefSeq names its product 5-hydroxytryptamine receptor 7-like. The record is from RefSeq and is a predicted model, not a curated record. Bases 161 to 1630 code for a protein of 489 amino acids. The transcript is spliced from 2 exons. NCBI's taxonomy places the organism in Eukaryota, Metazoa, Chordata, Actinopteri, Perciformes, Percidae. Gene Ontology annotation, molecular function: G protein-coupled serotonin receptor activity. Gene Ontology annotation, biological process: chemical synaptic transmission; vasoconstriction; smooth muscle contraction. Gene Ontology annotation, cellular component: membrane.